GAUGCAUUUGGCUGAUGGUGUUUGUCAGUUACAGAUCUUUGUCAUAAUUAAGUCACAGUGAAGUUUUUGUGUGCCUAGCUGCAGUUUUGCUCUGACUCACGGGGGCAUUCAGGGUUGUGGAGGGCCUGAAAAGAGACGUAAAUAUUAGAAACAUCAUUACUCAGACGUCUUGAUUUCCUGAGAGCAGCAGUGUUAUCUGUCACACAUAGAAGACUGUUGGGCUGUCCGGUGAAGCAAUCCCGCCAUGCGUGAAUACAAGCUAGUGGUGUUAGGCUCUGGUGGUGUGGGCAAAUCCGCUCUGACAGUUCAGUUUGUACAGGGAAUCUUUGUGGAAAAAUAUGACCCUACAAUAGAAGACUCGUACAGAAAGCAAGUGGAGGUAGACGGGCAGCAAUGUAUGCUUGAAAUUCUCGACACAGCAGGCACAGAGCAGUUCACAGCAAUGAGGGACUUGUACAUGAAGAACGGCCAAGGCUUCGCCCUGGUAUACUCCAUCACAGCACAGUCCACCUUCAACGACCUCCAGGACCUGAGAGAACAGAUUCUACGAGUAAAGGACACAGAGGAUGUGCCGAUGAUCCUGGUGGGGAACAAGUGCGACUUGGAGGAUGAGCGUGUCGUGGGGAAGGAGCAGGGCCAGAACCUGGCCAGACAGUGGAACCACUGUGCCUUUUUAGAGUCCUCUGCUAAGUCAAAGAUCAACGUCCUCGAUAUCUUCUAUGACCUGGUCAGACAGAUAAAUAGGAAAACGCCAGUGGAAAAGAAGAAGGCGAAAAAGAAAUCCAACUGUGUCCUGCUUUAAAGACCCCCCCCCCUCCAGCCCCUGCAGCAGCUCUGAGCCAGAAAUGCUGUAAUGAAGAACUGUUGCCCUGAUUGGAACGUGCCAGCAUUCCAACAGCCCCGACCCCCCCCCCCCUCCAUCAGCCAUAAACGGUGAAUCAGCUGACUGAACUGCUCCUAUCAAAGACGAGGAUGAUCUACGAGAGAGAGAGAGAGAGAGAGAGAGAGAAAGAGAGAGAGAAGACUCUGGUCUCUCGCCUCCGAGGACCUUCCUCUGUGUCUCAGUUUCAGUGUGAACCCUGAACGGACAGUCUCCAUUUCUGCACCAACAAACAAAACCACCACAAACUGAUGAUGAUGAUGAUGAUGAUUAAAACGCAGCAAAGCCUCUGAAAGUAUAAAAAAGUGUCCAUGAGCUGCCCACACAGCCAGAGAGCAGCCCCUUAUUUUCAUGUUUGUUUGUUUUUGACAGUUUAACAAAAAGAAAAAUAACAGCGUUAAAGAAGGAAAACAAAGUUAGAACUCAGAUUCAGUAUUUUUCUUCAUCUUUUUUCAAUAUCAAUAUCGUAUUUGAAAGACAUGGAAGUCGACCUCUUUAGUUGUAUGAUUAUAAAUAUUCUUCAAAAACGAGCAUGAAAAAAAUGCAUCAGUUAUUAAGUGUAGAUGUUUUCAAGUGAAACCAAGUGGAAAAGUGAGAAAUUUUUUAUAGCCAUACACCUAUUCUCCAUGCCUGUCAUGUCAGUGAUGAUAGAUCAAGGUCUAUAAUAUGUAUUAUUAUUUUUAUUAUAUAUUUUUUCUUUGUUCGCCCUGUUGUUCAUGGACUUCUCUUCUGCAAAUAUCUCUCUUUGAUGUGACUUAAUUUUAUACUCAGUCACUGGGAUUUCAUAGCUCCCAUAAUAUAUUCUAAUGCCAUUUUUUGCAUAAUAAUGCUUCAGAAAAAAAAUGGGCCUUUUAUAGAAGAAAUAUGGGGAAAAAUAAGGAUUGAUUUCUAUGUCUCUUGAAGCUGAAAUAUAUUAUACUAAACCAACUCUAAUAAUGCUUCUUGUGUUUUUCUGUCAAUGAUGUUCCAGCUUUUAUGGAUUAUUAAAGUACAUUUUAGUACAUUUUCA
Lates calcarifer (barramundi perch) is the source of this 1889-nucleotide messenger RNA. RefSeq names its product ras-related protein Rap-1A. Gene Ontology annotation, cellular component: plasma membrane. Lineage: Eukaryota; Metazoa; Chordata; Actinopteri; Centropomidae. Gene Ontology annotation, molecular function: GTPase activity; GTP binding; GDP binding. The record is from RefSeq and is a predicted model, not a curated record. The transcript is spliced from 9 exons. The coding region runs from base 245 to 802 and encodes 185 amino acids. Gene Ontology annotation, biological process: Rap protein signal transduction; cellular response to cAMP; negative regulation of synaptic vesicle exocytosis.